UUACCGGUUACAAUAGGGAAUCAAAAUAUUGGGAAUGGAUUGAUUGAUCUCGGAUCCAGCAUAAAUUUAAUUCCUUUAUCAAUAGUAAAGCGGCUGGGAAAUAUUGAGAUGAAAGCAACAAGAAUGACUCUGCAACUAGCUGACAAGUCUACCACUCUCCCAUAUGGAAUUGCACAAGACAUGUUAGUGAAAGUUGACAAAUUUUUGUUUCCGGUAGAUUUUGUGGUAAUCGAUAUGGAAGAAGAUAAAGUCUCACCUAUCAUUCUUGGAAGACCAUUCAUGAAAACAGCCCGGAUGAUGAUUGACAUCGAUGACGGUAUAAUGAAGCUAAGAGUCCAAGAUGAAGAGGUAUGUUUUAACCUCUUUGAUGCCAUGAAACAACCCAAAGACAAGAAUGAUUGCUUUCGCAUGGAUGUAACUGAAACAAGUGUCGAAGAAGUAGCAAGCCAAAUUCAUCUUUCUAACCCUUUAGAGAGGUCUCUUGUUGAGUCAUUUAAUGUACUCACUCAAGAAGAAGAAAAAGAAAUUGAGUUGUUUCUAAAAGAAUUAGAGAAAGGUGGCAACACAUCCAACAAAGAAGACAAAGUGGAGGAUUUGGAGCUGAAAAAAGAAGUGAAAGAGUCGAAGUUAGAAUUAAAAGUGCUUCCAACUCAUUUGAAAUAUGUAUUUUUAGAUGAAGAAGGAAGAAAGCCGGUCGUUAUUAGCUCAAAGUUAAAUGCGACCGAAGAGGCAAGACUCAUACAAAUCCUUCAAAAGAAUAAAGCAGCAAUCGGAUGGGUAUUGGCAGAUUUGAAAGGUAUCAGCCCCGCAUAUUGCAUGCACAAGAUUAUGUUAGAAGAAGACUUCAAACCAGUGGCCCAACCACAACGAAGACUGAACCCAACAAUGAAAGAGGUAGUAAGGAAAGAGGUAAUCAAACUCCUUGAAGCAGGAAUGAUUUACCCAAUUUCUGAUAGUGCAUGGGUAAGUCCGGUACAAGUUGUUCCAAAGAAGGGAGGCAUGACGGUAAUCCGGAAUGACAAGAAUGAACUCAUACCAUCUAGAACUGUGACCGGGUGGCGCAUGUGCAUAGAUUACCGGAGACUCAAUAAAGCAACGAGAAAAGACCACUUUCCAUUACCAUUCAUGGAUCAAAUGCUUGAGAGAUUAUCGGGGCAGAAUUACUAUUGCUUUCUGGAUGGAUAUUCCGGAUACAAUCAAAUCGUAGUCAACCCAGAAGAUCAUGAGAAGACAGCAUUUACAUGUCCAUUUGGAAUCUUCGCAUAUAGGAGGAUGCCAUUUGGACUAUGCAAUGCCCCAGCAACCUUUCAACGAUGCAUGCAAGCCAUAUUCUCUGACCUUAUUGAAAAGAGUAUUGAGGUAUUCAUGGAUGACUUUUCAGUGUUCGGAAAGACAUUUGAUACAUGCCUGAAUAAUCUGGACGUGGCACUUGAAAGGUGUAUUGAGACCAACUUGAUUCUUAAUUGGGAGAAGUGCCAUUUUAUGGUAACAGAGGGAAUUGUACUCGGACACAAAGUAUCUUCAAGGGGACUUGAAGUAGACCAAGCCAAGGUGGAGGUAAUUUCAAAACUCCCACCUCCAAUCAAUGUCAAAGGAGUACGAAGCUUUUUAGGUCAUGCAGGAUUCUACAGAAGGUUUGUUAAAGAUUUUUCCAUGAAUCCGGCCAAGAGAGUGCGCACCAAGUCCACAAGCUCUGGUCCUAGAGGAUCCCGUGCUACUGCAAACCAAGCUGAUAGAUUUCUAGGUCGGGCCCAAGCAGACAGGUUCAAGAAUCUGGGUUCCCGCACCAUUUUAACGGAGAAAGUGGUUGUCCCCUUAGGACAAGGAGGGGGUCCUUUUGCUGCUAUGUGGGAUUUUCUUGAGAAUAGGAACUGGCAACGUGUGUUCGAACCACACACCGUCAUUGACUAUGACAUAGUAAAGGAAUUCUAUGCAAACGCUAUCAAAACCACCGAUGAAUCAGUAGCCUACACAUAUCAAUCCUAUGUAAGAGGAAAAACUGUGGCAUUUGAUAGAGCUUCAAUCAAUGAAUUUUUAGGGGAACCCCUCCAAUUGACGGACAAUGAGAGGUGUUUCUACAGACAAAAUGUAACUAACUGCGUCAAUCUUGUGGAGCUGAUGUCUGAAACAAUUUGUAUUCCAGGGAGAGGACCAGAGCUUAGCCGGCAGGGAAAUCCAACCCACUACAACAGGAAGGAUCUGAGCAUUCAUGCAAGGGGCAUCUUAUCAGUGAUCCUGUACAACAUCAGGCCAAGGACACAUGUUACCACGGUUCCGCUCGAAUUGGCAUUCCUGAUAACCGCCAUCAUGACCGAGAACACUGUUGAUGUUGCCUUCAUUCUUUCGAAUGAACUGCGCCGAGCUGCAUUGAGUGACACACAACAUGGCAUUAAUGCCAAAUGUGUGUUGCCACUACCUGGAUUGAUUAUGGGGCUUUGUAAAGAAGCCGGAGUGGAAAUUCCUGGACAGGGACAUCACGUUAUUAACACUUUUAUUGAUGAUGUUUAUAUUGACAGGUUUUGUGCAAAGCCAUAUUACAGGGAUCAAGCAACCGAUCCUCCUCCAGCUGGACCUUCUGUUUCUGCAGCACCCCCUCAGGGUAGUGCAGCCCCUUUUGACCCUCUGGUAGCCCAUCAUUAUUAUUCUGCUAUGUUUGAAGCAAAUCAGAGGUCCCACAUCUUUCUGCACGAUGCUAUGCAGCAACAAUUCAGGAACCUGUCUGUAGCUCCUGAAGAGAGAACUUUCCCAACCAGGGAAAGCUAUUUCACUUACUGUGGUUGGCCGGAGACCAACCCUUUUCCUAGUGGGGGGGAUGCAGGUGGUGAUACAGGUGCAGAUGCAGGUGGCACUGUUGGGGCUGAUAACCAACAACAGGAGAAUGAUGCGGAUAUUGAGGCUGAUAUUGAUGCCAUGUUUGUAUGA
Messenger RNA from Vicia villosa (hairy vetch), 2922 nucleotides. RefSeq lists its product as uncharacterized. Lineage: Eukaryota; Viridiplantae; Streptophyta; Magnoliopsida; Fabales; Fabaceae. The transcript is spliced from 2 exons. The record is from RefSeq and is a predicted model, not a curated record. Bases 109 to 2922 code for a protein of 937 amino acids.